AUGAACGAGGCUAUUGUCAAAGAAGAAGUUAUCGAAGAAGUGUGCAACUUUACGUUCAGAAAUGGUGAAUACGUCGAAUUAAAACAAGAAGAAAAUAAGCAAAAGUCUGAAAAACUUCUGAAACGAGGAAUCAAAACGGAGACAAAUGAGGAUUUUCUCGAAAACGUCGGACGGAAGCCGAAAGAAUGUGGCUCUAAAAUUGAGAAUUUAUCAACGGAAUUCAGUACUCUAAUAUGCAAAAUAUGUCAGAAGAGAAUGCCAAGAAAUCUUUUGAAAUUUGUCAAGUCGGACGAGGAUAAAAUUGUGCUGUCGGAAAAUUUCGAAAUUAAAGGAUCUCUGGGGACAAGGACAUCAUAUGUCUGUUAUUCUCAUAUUCAAACGAUUAUUGACGAUAAUGACAAAAAAAUGAAGUUACCAAAAACUCCAUAUGAAAAACUUUUGCGCUCAUUCAUCACCAAAAACAAAUAUAUAAUAAAAGAGAAAACACGAAGUCGUACUUGCCAAGUUUGUCACAUAAUUGAAGACUGCACUCGAUUGUAUACAGUGAGCUCCAAGAGUGUUCGAAUGGUGAUCAUGAUUGGAUGCAUUCUACGUGGCACUCAUUCAAUCGAUCAAGCAAUUUCUUACAUAACGAAUACCAAUGGGAUGACAUGUUAUUCACAUUGUAAAGAGUCGAUUGACAUGGUUUUUGAGCAUUUGGGAGUCAGAAAUAUUGAGGAAUUUUCAAAAUGCCCCAUACACGCGAUGGACGGUUUGAUGGGUAUUGCGAAGAGUGUCGAUUCGAAUUUUACAGUAGAUCAAUUCAUUCUUGCAUCACACUCACUUUAUCUGAAAAAGCCGAAAAUUCCGAGUAAUGAACGACGCUAUAGUCAAAGAAAAAGUCAUCGAAGUUGUAAUUUUACGUUCAAAAAUGGUGAAUACAUCGAAAUGAAACAAAAAGAAAUUGAACCGAAACCUGGACAUCUCCACGAACAAGAAAUCAAAACGGAGACGAUCGAUUUUUUUGAAGACGUCAAACCGGAGCCGAAAGAAUGUGAUUAUCCUAUAGAGAUGGUGUCCAAAGAAGCCAAUACUUUUCAAUGCGAAGUUUGUCAGAAGAGGAUGCCAAGAAAUUCUUUGAAGUUGAUCAGGUUAGAGGACGAUAUGAUUAUACUUACUGCAGUUUUCAAUGUUGAAUUAUUCAUGGGAUCGGAUCCGGACUAUGGUUGUGUUUUCCAUAUUCGAAAGAUUAUUCACGAUAUGGACGGCAGAGUGAAGAUACCGGGAAAUUCGGAAGGAAAAAAUUCGGAAGGAAAUAGACUCGUGCUUUCUGAAAUGUUCAAUGUUGAAUUAUUCAUGGGAACGAAUCCGAACUAUGUCUGCGUUUCUCAUAUUCAGAAGAUUAUUCACGAUAUUGACGAUAAUUUGAAUUUACCGUUAAAUCCAUCUGACUACGUUAUGCGCUCAUUCGUCAGAAGAAACCGAUAUUUGAUGAAAGACAAUAAUUCAAGAAGAGGAAUUUGCAAAGUUUGUCACAUGUCCAGAGACUAUUCGGAAUCAUAUCAUAUUCGUUCAAAGGGUGUUCGAAUGGUGAUUAUGUUUGGAUGCAUUCUACGUGGCACUCAUUCUGUUGAGCAGAUGAACGAAGCGGUUAUUAAGGAUGAAGUCAUCGAAAAAACAUGCAAUUUUACGUUCAGAAAUGGCGAAUACGUCGAAAUAAAACAAGAAGAAGUUGAACUGGAACCUGAAAAUCUGCUAGAAAAAGAAAUCAAAAUGGAGACGAAUGACGAUUUUUUUGAACAGAAUAAUUCAUAUGAAUUUUUUGAAGAGGUCAAACUGAAGUCGAAAGAGAAAGAUUUCAAUAUUAAGAAAAGGUCCAAAAAAGUCGGUUUUUUUCAAUGCGAAAUUUGUCAGAAGAUGAUGUCAAGAACUCUUUUGAAAAUGAUCACAUCGGAAGAGGACAAAACUGUGCUGUCUGAAAUUUUCAAACUUGGAAGAUCUCUGGAAAAAAGGACCUAUGUCUGUUUAUCUCAUAUUCAAAAGAUUAUCGACGAUAACAAAGGAAUACAAACUUCUGAGUACAUUAUGCGCUCAUUCAUUAGUAGGAACAAAUGUUUGAUGCAAGUCAAAAAAAAAUCGAUAAUUUUAAUAAUUCCAAAUUGCAGGAGAAACAGGAAAUCAAGACGUAAUUGCAAAGUCUGUCACAUGUCCAAGGACCUUUCUGAGUUAUAUCACAUUUAUUCGAAGAAUGUUCGAAUUGUGUUAAUGGUUGGGUGCAUUCUAAGUGGCACUCAUUCUGUGAAGCAAGCAAUGGAUUAUACAACGAAUAUCAAUGCAGCCACAUGUUAUUCCCAUCGCAAAGAGUCGAUUGACAUCAUUUUUGAACAGUUGAAAAUCGAAAAUAAACAGGAAAUUUUUCAGUGCCCCGUACCCGUGAUGGGUAGUUUGAUGGAUAUUGCGAAGAACUUCGACCCGAAUUUUACAGUAGAUCAAUUUAUUCUUGCAUUCAACAAGCUUUCUAUGAAAAGACCAAACGUUUGA
Molecule: messenger RNA, 2520 nt
Organism: Caenorhabditis briggsae
Lineage: Eukaryota; Metazoa; Nematoda; Chromadorea; Rhabditida; Rhabditidae
Exons: 5
Coding region: 1-2520 (839 amino acids)
Biological process (GO): negative regulation of vulval development
Source: RefSeq, a predicted model, not a curated record